Messenger RNA from Hyaloscypha bicolor E, 1842 nucleotides. RefSeq lists its product as uncharacterized. The coding region runs from base 1 to 1842 and encodes 613 amino acids. The transcript has 2 exons. NCBI's taxonomy places the organism in Eukaryota, Fungi, Ascomycota, Leotiomycetes, Helotiales, Hyaloscyphaceae. The record is from RefSeq and is a predicted model, not a curated record.
AUGGCUGACCAGUGUAUUGUCUGUCUGGAGGACCUGGAUGUCGUUCCGGACCCCAGCGUCCACCAUGCUCUUCGAGAUGCGGGAGCAGUGGCGGCACCGACCGAAGACCUGCCAACGCCCCAUCCCAGCACAACCGCGACCCCACAACCUAUUGCUCUCAUCAAACCCUGCAAUCAUGUUUUGCACGAUGAAUGUUUGAGGGAAUGGUCGCAGAAAGCAAAUAGCUGCCCUAUUUGUCGCCACGCAUUCAAUGUCGUCGAGGUACUCGACAAGGUUGGAGGCACCGUCGUAUCCGAAUACCAAGUCGAAGACAAGAAACAAGUUGCCGAAUUCGACCCAAAUGCUUGGAUCGAGGACGAAUUUGAAGAGGAAGAGUCCCGACCCUGUCCCAUCUGUGGCGACGCCGAUCACGAAGAGAUCCUCCUCCUCUGCGAUGCAUGCGAUGCCCCAUACCAUACACACUGCGUUGGUCUCGAUCGUGUCCCUGCUGGACACUGGUUUUGCAUGGAAUGUGCAGAUGAUGGAGCAUAUGCUCGACUUGCAGACGCUGCAAAUGCCCCCAAUCGCCCAGAACCGAUGUCAGGCAGAUUGGCACCUAGGACACAAGCCAGCGUUCGCCGUACUCGACAAAGAUUGAGGAAUGAUCACUGGUACGGGGCUUGGAGUAUUUUCAGCAGUCGAGUCCACGACGUCGCCGGAUUGGACCUCGACUUUUCAGACGAUGACCAAUCUAUGGUCAGCUACAGGCGAUCGCAGCGCCGAGUUGCAGAGGACACAAGAAGAUUCAACGAGUGGCAACGGCGAUUGAAUAUUGCUGGGCGCCAGGGAGCUCGCGAUGUGUUUCGCGCUGCGGCACCGCCGAGACUUCGUGACCGAACCCCACCAACUCCAGUUGAAUCAGUGGAGGAAACUAAGGCUUGGGGUGCAUUUGAAAAGGCAAAGGAGAUGGAUACUGCGUCUCCCAAAAGCCGAAAAAGAAAGUCUCGGUCGGCCACCGGCUCGCCUGCUGAGAAGUCACCUCCCAGAGAACCCGAGCGCAAGCUGAAGCGACCGAGGACCCGCAGAAUAUUGGACCAGCCAGCAUCAUCGUCUUCCGCAUCGCCAGUCAUCACAAGCUCAAGCCGGCAACCUAAUGGCCGUGACCGCCCAUCAUCCCCAACCUCUCGCAUACUCAAUGACGCGAAUGGAGAACCAUCCUUCUUGUCGUCGCUCCUCAAGGAAGUCGAAAUGGCCACGACGUCAGAUGAUGACACUGCAAGGUCUGCCUUCAGCGCAACCACAGUCUCAGGACCCAACCGAGUCACCAGCCCAUCCCUCGACUACUCAUCUCCUGCUGCAUCGCCAGCUUCCUCCUCCUCGUAUCCUACACCUCGAGCCAUGUCAAUCACCCCGCCGCCACACAUCACCAAGCGACCUGGUUCGCCUCUUCCACUUACAUCUCGGGUCGAACCUAUCUUCCCGCCUGCAGAUUACUCCCCAAAUCGCUCUCCGCCAGAAGCCAAUCACGACCGGUCCUCCCCCAUCACUGAACUUCGUCAACCACGACCGAGAAGACAAAGACCUGUAGCACUACCACGCUCGCAAGACACUUCACCUGUACGUGCAACCAUGUCUAUUGAAGCCAAGGAAGGCAUCAAUAAGAUCGUCAAAUCUGCUUUGGCACCCCAUUGGAAGUCCGCCGAAAUCACCAAAGAACAAUAUGCCGAAAUCAACCGCGAUGUUUCACGAAAGUUGUACGAGCUUCUCGUCGAUCGCAAUAUAUCCGACGAACGAGAGAAAUGGGCAUGUGAGAAGAUUGCUACGGCCGAAGUAGCAACUGCUGUAAAAUCACUGAUGGCUUGA